AAAUGCAUUUCUCGAAGACAUAUUCGCAGCUGCUGCUCACAUUACCACCAGAGCUACGUGAUAAUGCGAUACAAUAUCACCAACUCAAGAAACUCAUCAACCAACUUGUACGAGAGCUCUGUUCUCUUGGUCUCAGUCCGACCGAUACUCCAACAGUUGCUCGAACAAUAGAACCAUGCAAGUUUGACCACCAAUAUUGAGGAGAUACGCAUCGAUGACAUUCCUGAUGGCGAUGUCCACCACCAACGGCAUGCCACUGUGAUCUACGAAUUUACAGGAACGUCCGUUCAUCUUGAACCUCGUCUCCGACUGUCAGUCAAGCGUCUGACAAACGCUGUGAAGGCUACAUCUGGUCACAUGGCCACACCAGACAGCGU
Suillus paluster is the source of this 377-nucleotide messenger RNA. RefSeq lists its product as uncharacterized. Lineage: Eukaryota; Fungi; Basidiomycota; Agaricomycetes; Boletales; Suillaceae. The transcript is spliced from 2 exons. The record is from RefSeq and is a predicted model, not a curated record. The annotation marks the transcript as partial.